AUGGAGAAUAACGACUCCCUUUACUUCACGAAUCUCAAACACCGACAACAACAACAACCACUACUACUACUACUCACCGGGUUAAUACAAAUAAUGACUUCCGAUAAACCAUCUUUCCAUAAAGAAGGAAAAUCAACUAUCAAAAUAGUCCACGACAAUAAUAAAAAUAACAACACUAAACAACAUAAACGACCCAUCACCCCAAAAGAUAUCUCAUCCCAAUCACAGAAAGUUAAAGAUUCACCAUUUGUUGAAGAAUUAGUAUUGACGGGUCGACCAAAUUGGAAAAAAGCUCCCCAACAAAUCAAACAACGAUAUAAAGGAAUUUAUUUAAUUUUAUUAUCAAUACCAAUAAUGGGGAUAACUACUUUUGAAAUUAUUAGAAGACUCGAAGGGAAAUCAACUAAAAAAAUUCAACAAGGUGAAAGAUUAUCGAAUGGAAUAAAUCGAGAUUUUGAUGAACAAGAAAAAAUUAAAGUUGAAAAAGAAUCUAUAAUGUAUAAAAUAUUUGGUAAAGAUUUUUUUUUGGAUGGAUUUACUAGUAAAACAAUAAAGAGUAAUCAAGAAAAGAAAGAAAGAAAAGAAAAACACACAUAA
Messenger RNA from Candida albicans SC5314, 597 nucleotides. RefSeq lists its product as uncharacterized. The record is from RefSeq and is a predicted model, not a curated record. NCBI's taxonomy places the organism in Eukaryota, Fungi, Ascomycota, Pichiomycetes, Serinales, Debaryomycetaceae. The coding region runs from base 1 to 597 and encodes 198 amino acids. The transcript has a single exon.